Tripterygium wilfordii is the source of this 2833-nucleotide messenger RNA. Its product is annotated as pentatricopeptide repeat-containing protein At4g17616. The record is from RefSeq and is a predicted model, not a curated record. Gene Ontology annotation, molecular function: protein binding. The transcript has 4 exons. Bases 32 to 2116 code for a protein of 694 amino acids. NCBI's taxonomy places the organism in Eukaryota, Viridiplantae, Streptophyta, Magnoliopsida, Celastrales, Celastraceae.
GCAAUGCUUUGCUAUAGAGGUAUGUAUCUGAAUGGCUCUGGCUUUGACAGGAAGAGUUCUGAUGCGUCCUCGCUUCCUGAGGAGCCAUUAUUCAUUAGGAUUUGUUCUGGGCUUAGUUUCUAACUAUGAGAGAGAACUUUUUACGGGGAAACACUUUGCAACAAAUAGGGUAUCAGAUGUGAUGUUUAAACACCAUGGGUUUGUGGGUAUCCCCUGUUUUUGUACUAGUGUUCAACCUGAAAGGAUCUCUUGGGGAGGUUCUUCUCAACAAGUUUUGUUUAGAAAGAUUGAAACUGCUUUGAGUGAUCAUCGAAUAGAUGAAGCAUGGGAAGCUUUCAAUGAUUUUAAGAAUAUUUAUGGGUUUUCUGUGGAUUCUCUAGUAUCUAAAAUGAUCAUUGAACUGUCCUAUUCAAACAACAAUUUCUGGUUACAAAAGGCUUGUGAUUUAGUCUUUGUUAUUUUGAAAGAGAAACCUGGUGCACUUAAGACUGACAUACUGACUAAGCUCUCGCUGGCUUUGGCAAGAGCGCAGAUGCCAAUUCCCGCUUCAAUGAUACUUAGAUUGUUGUUGGAGAAAGGAACGUUGCUUCCAAUCAAAGUCAUGUUGUUGGUUUUUAUGCACAUGUUGAAAGCAGAAUGUGGGGCAUGCCUUGCAUCUAAUUUCUUGGUUCAACUUUGUGACUUUUUCCUACCCUUAGGUCCAAAUAGAGUUAAUCAUGCAGAGAAGGCAAAACCUGAUACAAUGAUCUUUAACAUUGUGCUUAAUGCUUGUGUGAGGUUUGAAUUAUCUAUCAAGGGCCAGCAGCUUAUUGAAUUGAUGUCUCAGCUAGGGGUCAUUGCCGAUGCCCAUUCAAUUGUUCUUAUUGCUCGGAUUCAUGAAAUGAAUGGCCACAGAGAUGAGAUGAAAAGGUUAAAAACUUAUGUUGAUCGAGUUCCAGUUCCGCUUGUUGGUCAUUACCGGCAGUUUUAUGACAGUAUGUUGAGCUUGGAAUUUAAGUUUGACGACAUUGAUACUGCUGCUGAGCAUGUGUUGGAUAUGUAUAGGUACCGUGCAUCACUUUCCACUCAAAAACACAUGAAGGAUUCACAAAAGCUUUCCCUUGUCUCGAUUGGAUCUAAAAAUAUCAGGAAUGGGUCUAAAAUACAGAUUAUGCCUGAGUUGCUCCCGAAAGAUUCUGUCCUCAACGUUGAAGGGAAACGAGAGUUUGUUAUAUUUCGUGAUGGAAAACUAGUUCCUAGUAACAAGGCUUUGGCUAAGCUCAUAUCAGGAUACAGGAGACAUGGGAAGAUUGGUGAGCUGUCAAGGCUUUUGAUUAGCAUUGAAAAUGAACACAUUUUGUAUGGGGAAUGCAAUAUUUGUUCCGAUGUGAUUGAUGCUUGCAUUCGUUUAGGUUGGCUAGAUACUGCACAUGACAUUUUAGAUGACAUGGAAUCAGCUGGAACUACAUUGGGAUCCACUUUAUAUAUGUCACUUUUGAGGGCCUAUUACAAAGCAGAUAUGCUUCGAGAGGCAAAUGCACUGGUAAAACAAAUGGGGAAGGUUGGUUUAGAUGUAAAUUCGACGGAUGAGAUACUUGCUUCAACGUCAGAUCUGGCUGAAUGUUUAGAUCGAGAAGUGAGUGAGGAGGAGAAGUUAGCAUGCAUAAAGGUUUAUGAGCUCAACUCUUCCAUUUACUUUUUCUGCAAAGCCAAAAUGAUAGGUGAUGCUCUGAAGACAUAUCGAAGAAUGCAAAAAAUGAAAACAGAACCCACAAUUCAGACUUUUGCUUCUCUGUUGUACGGGUAUUCGUCUCUGGAAAUGUAUCGUGAUAUCACCAUUUUGUGGGGAGACAUAAAGAGGUAUGUGAAGUGUGGAAAUCUGAAGGCAAGUUGGGAUUUGUAUGAGCUAUUGUUACUGAAUUUUCUUCGAGGUGGUUAUUUUGAGAGAGCCAUGGAGGUGAUUAAUGAUAUGAAAGGGCACUGUAUGCUUAUCGACAAGGGGAUGUAUAAAAGUGAGUUCCUGAAAUUUCAUAAGGAUCUUUAUAGGAGCUUAAGACAAUCAAAGGCCAGAACUGAGGCUCAAAGUAAGAGGCUAGAGUAUGUUCGGGCAUUUAGGAAACUGGUUGGUCUUGAUUAAUGUUCAUGGAAUGUUUGUGAAUGGUUUGUUCAAAACUAUCGAUACAUUUUACAACAAUAGCUGAUCCAUAUGAGGGGAACAUCAAGUCCUGUCAAAAGAGCUUUUAGGAAUUCAGUUUAUGUAAUUUUUGACGGGUAAAGCAGAUGUCAAUUGCACAGUUAUGUGAAUCUGAGAUGAAGUGGACUAAUGAAAAUGUUGAGGCAAUACUUGAUAAGACGGUCAUGGAUGCUGAUGUUGAUCAGGACGGAAAGAUAGAUAGAAGUGAGUGGCAGAACUUUGUUUCAAGGAAUCCGCCAUUACUGAAGAUUAUGACCCUUCCUUAUCUCAGGGACAUAACGAUGGCAUUUCCAAGCUUUGUUUUCUGUUCUGAAGUUGAUGAAGUUGCAACCAAGGAAAGAGCAUGCUCUAUUGUAGUGAUUUCACACGGUUGGCUUGAAAAUUUUUGGUUGGAUUUAUUGAUAAAAAGUACCUAUGUGAAAAGGAUGCUGAUUUUGCGUGUUUGGAUGUAAGGAUAUAGCUGUCCAGAUCAAUUCGGGUAGCAGCUGAAAUGCUGAAUAUGAUUAGGAUGUUUGUCAACUGUAUAUCCAGUCUAACGUUUGGCGAGUUCUCUGCUCAGUGAAUGGUUAAAGACAGUGAUGGUCUGAUUCUUUAAAUGUUGGUAGGAUUUUUCAAUUAAAUUUUACGACAGUCGAGGAAUCCUAGUUUUUGAGGAGGCCA